Messenger RNA from Cervus elaphus (red deer), 5099 nucleotides. It is a transcript of the gene INF2, whose product is annotated as inverted formin 2. Bases 283 to 4185 code for a protein of 1300 amino acids. NCBI's taxonomy places the organism in Eukaryota, Metazoa, Chordata, Mammalia, Artiodactyla, Cervidae. Gene Ontology annotation, biological process: actin cytoskeleton organization. Gene Ontology annotation, molecular function: actin binding; small GTPase binding. The record is from RefSeq and is a predicted model, not a curated record. The transcript has 24 exons.
CCGCUCCCCACGUGGCCGCCAGCGGGCGGGGCUGGGCGGGGCUGGGCCGGGCCUCCUCUUCCUUUCGCGCGCCCCUCCGAGCCUGAGCCCCAGCCCGAACCCGAGCCGUGCGGAGCCGCAAGGUGGGCCGGCAGCCCGCGGCCCCAUCAUCCGACCCCGACCGAAGGCCGGCCCCAUCCCCUCCCUCGGCCGCCGUCCCUUUUCGUGCUGGUGGGAGUGCCCCGCCCCCACACCACAAAGCUGCCUGGGAGGGGCAGCUGGGGCCUUCAGUGGGCAGCAGCGAUGAGAAGCCAGGGGAAUGCAGGGGGCAGCCCGAGGCAGGCACCAGCCUGGGUGGGCAGAGGCAGCCGGAAGGUCCUGCGUGUCUGGCUGAGCAAGAUGUCGGUGAAGGAGGGCGCCCAGCGCAAGUGGGCGGCACUGAAGGAGAAGCUGGGGCCGCAGGACUCGGACCCCACGGAGGCCAACCUGGAGAGCGCCGAGCCCGAGCUCUGCAUCCGGCUGCUGCAGGUGCCCUCCGUGGUCAACUACUCGGGGCUGCGCAAGCGGCUGGAGAGCAGCGACGGCGGCUGGAUGGUGCAGUUCCUGGAGCAGAGCGGCCUGGACCUGCUGCUGGAGGCCCUGGCGCGCCUGUCGGGCCGCGGCGUGGCCCGCAUCGCCGACGCGCUGCUGCAGCUCACGUGCGUCAGCUGCGUGCGCGCCGUCAUGAACUCCCGGGAGGGCAUCCAGUACAUCCUCAGCAACCAGGCCUACGUGCGCCAGCUCUCCCUGGCUCUGGACACGUCCAACAUGAUGGUCAAGAAGCAGGUGUUUGAGCUGCUGGCUGCCCUGUGCAUCUACUCGCCCGAGGGCCACGCCCUGACCCUGGACGCCCUGGACCAUUACAAGGCGGUGUGCGGCCAGCAGUACCGCUUCAGCGUCAUUAUGAGCGAGCUCUCAGACAGCGACAACGUGCCCUACGUGGCCACCCUGCUCAGCGUGGUCAAUGCCAUCAUCCUCGGCCCUGAGGACGUCCGCACCCGCGCCCAGCUACGCAGCGAGUUCAUCGGACUGCAGCUGCUGGACGUCCUGACGCGGCUGCGAGACCUGGAGGACGGGGACCUGCUGAUCCAGCUCGAGGCCUUCAGGGAGGCCAAGGCCGAGGACGAGGAGGAGCUGCUGCGGGUCUUCGGCGGCAUCGACAUCAACAGCCACCAGGAGGUCUUCUCCGCGCUCUUCCACAAGGUGAGCUGCUCCCCGGCGUCCGUCCACCUGCUGUCGGUGCUGCAGGGCCUCCUGCACCUGGAGCCCAGCCUUCGCUCCAGCCAGCUGCUCUGGGAGGCCCUGGAGAGCCUGGUGAACCGGGCGGUGCUCCUGGCCUCUGACGGCCAGGAGUGCACCCUGGAGGAGAUGGUUGAACGCCUCCUGUCCAUCAAGGGGCGGCCCCGCCCCUGCUCCCUGGACAAAGCCCACAAGAGCACCCAGGCCGACCUUGGCCAGAGCCAAAGGGGCAGCUCCCCGCAAAACUCUAGCGCCCCGACAGCAGGCCUGGGGGGCCAGCAGCCAGCCGCGGCCCUCGCCAGCCCACUCGUCACCAGCGUCCAGGGCGAGCAUGGGCCGGCACCGCAGCCAACAGCCCCGGAGAGGCUGGAGCGCCCCCCGCCCCCGCCGGCGCCCCCGCUCCCUGACUCCACGACCGCGCCCCCUCCUCCGCCCCCUCCCCCACCGCUGCCCCCGCCCCCGCCGGGCAUGGGGGCUGCAUUCCCCUCACCUCUGCCGCCCCCGCCGCCCCCACUGCCUAACUCUGCUGGGACCGUGCUGCCCCUCCCGCCCCUCCCGGGCCUGGGGGGCCCGCCCCCGCCGCCCCCACUGCCUAACUCUGCUGGGACCGUGCCGCCCCCACCGCCCCUCCCGCCCCUCCCGGGCCUGGGGGGCCCGCCCCCGCCGCCCCCACUGCCUAACUCUGCUGGUACCGUGCCGCCCCCACCGCCCCUCCCGGGCCUGGGGGGCCUGCCCCCGCCACCCCCACCGCCCCCACCCUUGCCCGGCAUCUCCGGGCCCCCUGCCGCGGGCGGCGUGGAGGAGAUAAUCGUGGCCCAGGUGGAUAGCGGCCUGAGUUCGGCCUGGGUCCCCCGCCACCGGCGCGUGAACCCUCCCACCCUGCGCAUGAAGAAACUCAACUGGCAGAAGCUGCCGUCCAGUGUGGCCCGCGCAGAAGGCAGCUCCAUGUGGGCAACGCUGAGCAGCCCCGACGCCGAGGUGGUGGAGCCCGACUUCUCCAGCAUCGAGCGGCUCUUCUCCUUCCCCACGGCCAAACCCAAGGAGCAGGCGGUGGCCCCGGCCAGGAAGGAGCCCAAGGAGAUCACUUUUCUGGACUCCAAGAAAAGCCUGAACCUCAACAUCUUCCUGAAGCAGUUUAAAUGCUCCAACGAGGAGGUCACCGCCAUGAUCCGGGCGGGGGACAGCACCAAGUUCGACGUGGAGGUCCUCAAGCAGCUGCUCAAGCUCCUUCCGGAGAAGCACGAGAUCGAGAACCUGCGCUCCUUCGCGGAGGACCGGGCCAGGCUCGCCAGCGCCGACCAGUUCUACCUCCUCCUGCUGGGCAUCCCCUGCUACCAGCUUCGGAUCGAGUGCCUGCUGCUCUGCGAGGGCACGGCCGUCGUGCUGGACAUGGUGCGGCCCAAGGCCCAGCUGCUGCUCGCCGCCUGCGAGAGCCUGCUCACCAGUCACCGGCUGCCCGUCUUCUGCCAGCUGAUUCUGAAAAUCGGGAACUUCCUCAACUAUGGCAGCCACACCGGGGACGCCGACGGCUUCAAGAUGAGCACGCUGCUGAAGCUCACGGAGACCAAGUCCCAGCAGAGCCGGGUCACACUGCUGCACCAUGUGCUGGAGGAAGUGGAGGAGAGCCAUCCUGACCUCCUGCAGCUACCCCAGGACCUGGAGCUGCCCGCCCGAGCGGCAGGGAUCAACCUUGAGGGCAUCCACGCGGAGUCCAGCACUAACCUGAAGAAGCUCCUGGAGAUGGAGCAGAAGGUGUCCUCCUCCAUCCCAGAGGUGCAGGAGCAGUACGCCCACCGCCUCCAGGCCAGCAUCGCAGACUCGCAGGCACUGGAGGAGGUGUUCCAGGCCAUCGAGCAGAAACAGCUGGAGCUGGCUAGUUACCUGUGCGAGGAUGCCCAGCAGCUGUCCCUGGAGGACACGCUCAGCACCAUGAAGACCUUCCGAGAUCUCUUCCUCCGCGCCCUGAAGGAGAACAAGGACCGGAAGGAGCAGGCGGCCAAGGCUGAGAGGAGGAAGCAGCAGCUGGCGGAGGAGGAGGCCCGCAGGCCGCGGGGCGAGGGCGGGAAGGCCGCCAGGAGGGGAGGCGGGAAGCAGGAAGAGGUGUGUGUCAUCGACGCCCUGCUGGCUGACAUCAGGAAGGGCUUCCAGCUGCGUAAGACGGCCCGCGGCCGAGGGGACGCAGAGGCGACCAGCAGGGCAGCCGCCACAGACCCCCCGAGGAACAAGGCACCUGCCGCCACCAGGGACCCCGUGGGAGGUACCAGCGCCCCCAUCUCUGAGCCUGGCCUGGACACUGCAGCCGGCAGGGAGCCCUGGGGCUGGGAUCUCGCCGAUGCCGCUCCCACCAGCCACCAGCCCACUGGAGACUCAUCAGAGACGGGUGGCCCUGGGCCCCUGGAGAGGCGCUCUUCUUGGUACACAGAUGCCAGUGAUUUCCUGCCCACGGAGGACCCCCAGGGCCCCCAGCCCCCUGCAGGGGCCUGGUCAGUGGUACUGGGAGACGCUCAAGCCCUGAAGCCCCUCGACUUCAGUGACCAGCCCCCCAAAGCCAUGGGUCUGAGCCAAGACACUGAGGAGCCCAUGGCCCCGCUGGGUGCCUGCCAGGCCAAGGCUGACAGCACAGGUGAGGGCCUGGAGGAUGCAGCUGCCCACGGCCGCCGCGCCGGCCUCCCCGCUGCAGGCCCUGAUGAGGAUGAGGACGGGGAGCUCACAGCCCCAGACUCCGCGCUGGACACCUCCCUGGACAGGUCCUUCUCGGAGGAUGCCGUGACUGACUCGUCGGGGUCUAGCACCCUCCCCAGGGCUCAGGGCCGGACGUCGAAGGGCACAGGCAAACGGAGGAAGAAACGCCCCUCCAGGAACCAGGAAGCAGAGGUUGCCCCCGACCCUGACGCUAAUAAAACAAAAAGGCUCUGUGUGAUCCAGUGAGGCCUCAGGCCCAGGUCCAGAGCCAAGUGAGAGGACCCACAGCAGGGCUGCCGGACGAGCUGCUGGGCGGGGCCCCCGGGCCAGGCUGGGGCCAGCCCCUGGGAAACCCAAACUCCGUGCCUUACCCGGCCCGCGCCACGGCCUCUCGGAGCCUCGGACUGCUGAGGCCAGGACCCCCACGGGCACUGGGGCCCGGCCCCCCUGGCGCCCCCCUGGCCUGCCUGCACACCCCUGCCCUCUGCUUUCUAAACGCCGUCGCCCAACCCUGACCCCACACGGCAUGCACCACGGCCCCCAUCCGGCCGCCUGGGGGGGCGGGUCAAGUGGCUGUGUCCGGGGCACCCCAAGCUUGUGAACUGGCUCCCAGAUUCCCCUGGGGACAGGCCCUGACAGACCUCCCCCCGAAGCGACGGAGCUGGGGAGGACUGGAGACCCUGCUCCACAGAUCUGCCCCCAACUAACUCAGUUGGGCUGAAGCACUCGUUUUUAACUGAAAUAGGAUGAUUUGUGGGUUUCUACCGUUUUGUGUGGCCGAGUUGGGGACAGGUAGGUGGGUGAGAGAACCCGGGCCUUCGGGUAGAGGCAGGCCAUCCGGCCAUGCAUGGGAGGCCCAGGGUCCCUCUAUUCAGGAGAGGGGGAUCCCCGUGGAGUUGGCACCCAUCCCCACACCUCCAGCCCUGAGGUGGGGAGGGGCCUGCCCUUGGGUCCCCUCAUCAGCAAGACAGCUGGCCUGCAACUGCUGCCCCCUCCUCCAGGCCCCAUUGGGCCGGGGGGAGGCCAGGAUCCGGGCCAAGGGGCCAGAGGGGCUGCCGCCUCUCCUCACUGACCCCGUGGGCCCCUUGCACUGCCCCCAGCCCCUGUGUGUACUACCGAGACUGGAGAAGCUUUGGCCAAUAAAGAACAAGGCUAGCCCA